Molecule: messenger RNA, 460 nt
Organism: Paraglomus brasilianum
Lineage: Eukaryota; Fungi; Glomeromycota; Glomeromycetes; Paraglomerales; Paraglomeraceae
Source: the annotation of a GenBank genome assembly
AUGAAAAAUCUCAACCUUGGGCCAAACGUUCCUAAAUCAUUCAGCACUUUCCCCACCGUUGCUAUCAACUAUAACACAAUCUCCCAGUUUCAUCGUGACUUAAAAGAUCAUCGAAAUACUCUUUGUGUGGUCUGCCCUCUCGGUAUAUUUGAAGGAGGGGAGUUAACUUUUCCCGAAUUAAAAUUGGUCAUCCAUGCUAAGCAAGGUCAUGGAAUAGCUUUUCGAUCUAACCUUUUAAUUCACGGAAACCUUCCGAUCAUCAUGGGGUCUCGACAUAGUGUUGUCUUCUACGUACACAGCACGGUCAUUAAACAAAACCGGAGAUUUGGUUCUCUUUUUGCUGAUUGCGAGUUAGAUAUAAAUCGUAAUGAUGAUUAUGUAUGCGAACCACCACAAAAAUACGUCCCUCCUACAUUAGGUCCGUCAACGAAAUUAAAGAACCAUAGGCGAACUUACAUCG